Messenger RNA from Pseudonaja textilis, 3135 nucleotides. Lineage: Eukaryota; Metazoa; Chordata; Lepidosauria; Squamata; Elapidae. The record is from RefSeq and is a predicted model, not a curated record.
AGCCGGGCGUCUAAGGGCUGGGUGGCGGCGUGAGGGCCGGUCGGCCGGGGCUGCCCGCCCUCCUUUUUUCCUCCACCUCCCUCCUCCCUCCUCCUCCUCCUUUCCUCUUUCCCAUCCCCGCUUCCCCGCCAGGAUCAGCCGCGGCCGCGCAAGGGAGCUGGGCAACCAUGUCGGGGCAGAGCCUGACCGAUCGCAUCACGGCGGCGCAGCACAGCGUGACGGGCUCGGCCGUCUCGAAGACCGUCUGUAAGGCCACCACGCACGAGGUGAUGGGCCCCAAGAAGAAGCACCUCGACUAUUUAAUCCUGUGUACAAAUGACAUGAACGUAAACAUCCCACAGUUGGCAGACAGCCUAUUCGAAAGGACAACCAACAGUAGCUGGGUAGUAGUCUUCAAAUCUCUCAUCACAACUCACCAUCUCAUGGUUCAUGGAAAUGAGCGUUUUACCCAGUACCUGGCUUCCAGAAACACAUUGUUUAACUUGAGCAAUUUCUUGGACAAAAGUGGUUUGCAAGGAUAUGAUAUGUCCACAUUUAUCAGGAGAUAUAGCAGAUAUUUGAAUGAGAAGGCAGUUUCCUACAGACAAGUAGCUUUUGACUUUACAAAAGUAAAAAGAGGAGCUGAUGGAGUCAUGAGGACAAUGAAUACUGAAAAACUGAUAAAAACUGUACCAAUUAUUCAAAACCAGAUGGAUGCACUGCUUGAUUUCAACGUCAACAGCAAUGAACUCACAAAUGGUGUAAUUAAUGCAGCCUUUAUGCUCCUUUUCAAAGAUACCAUUAGACUUUUUGCAGCAUAUAAUGAAGGGAUAAUUAAUUUGCUGGAAAAAUACUUUGACAUGAAAAAGAAUCAAUGCAAGGAAGCCCUUGACAUAUAUAAGAAGUUUCUGACUAGAAUGGCAAGAAUUUCUGAGUUUCUCAAAGUUGCGGAGCAAGUGGGGAUAGACAGAGGAGAUAUACCAGAUCUUUCUCAGGCACCAAGUAGUCUUCUGGAUGCUUUAGAACAGCACCUCGCCUCCUUGGAAGGAAAGAAAAUAAAAGAUUCUACCGCUGCUAGCAGGGCUACCACGCUUUCCAAUGCUGUUUCUUCCCUUGCAAGUACUGGCCUCUCUCUCACCAAAGUCGAUGAAAGGGAAAAACAAGCUGCACUAGAGGAAGAACAGGCCCGUUUAAAAACUCUGAAGGAACAGCGUCUAAAAGAGCUUGCAAAGAAACCCCACUCGUCUUUAACCACAGCCUCUUCCCCUGUGUCUAAUGCUGCAGGAAGUAUAAUGACCACCCCAGCUAUCGAUAUUUUUUCCACACCCAGCUCUUCAAACAGUUCAUCAAAGCUGCCAAAUGACUUGCUUGAUUUACAGCCAGCUUUUCACCCAGGUGUGCAUCCGAUAUGCUCUGCACCACAAGUGGGAGGGACCUGGGGAGAUCCUUUUGCGUCCACUCCCGAUGCCGUCGACGAUGCCAUUCCAAACUUAAAUCCUUUCCUCACCAAAUCUAGCGAUCACCUCUCUGUCUCCUCUGAUGUACUCUCUUCUUUCACUUCUAGGACGCCAACUCAUGAGAUGUUUGUUGGGUUUACAUCAUCUCCUGUUGCCCCAUCGCAGCCAUCAGCCGGCCUUAAUGUGGACUUUGAGUCUGUGUUUGGAAACAAAAGUUCAAAUGCAUUAGUGGAUUCUGGUGGCUUUGAUGAAUUAGGUGGACUCCUAAAACCAACAGUGGCUUUUCAGAACCAGAAUCUUCCAACUUGCAAAGCGCCACCCAAUAAGUUAGUAUUAGAUGACUUGGAUUCAUCUCUAGCCAACCUCGUAGGCAAUUUGGGCAUUGGAAAUGGGACAGCAAAAAAUGAUGUAAACUGGACCCAGCCAGGAGAAAAGAAACUAACAGGCGGUUCCAACUGGCAACCUAAAAUUGCACCCACCACUGCUUGGAAUGCUCCAACCAUGAAUGGCAUGCAUUUUCCACAAUACGCACCCCCUGUCAUGGCCUACCCCGCUACAACGCCAACAGGAAUGAUGGGAUAUGGAAUGCCAUCCCAAAUGGGAGGAGUACCAGUAAUGACACAGCCAACUUUAAUAUACAGCCAACCUGUCAUGAGACCUCCAAAUCCUUUUGGUCCUAUAUCAGGAGCACAGUUGUCUGCUGCCUCCAGCCCAUCCACUACUCAGAGUCCACACAGACCUUCAGGAAAGGACCCCUUUGCAGAGGUCUCCCUGCAGGAUUUCUUGUAGGAUCCUUUAGGUAUUGCAUGUUCAUUUUGGGGAGGGUGGGAGGGCGUUGGCCACCUGGGAACAACCUCUUUCGGCGUCCCAGAGAGCCACUCCCUGCCACAAUUGCAUCGAAAUAUCGUUCAUGUUGGCGAGGUCUGUGCAGAAUUGCACGUUUGAAUGCUUUGAUUGGAUGAGCAAACUUUCCCUGAUGGAGCAAAAUUUUAGCAUCGCCACUAAAACUCUGAAAACAAUGUUACGUUGGUUGAAACUAAUGAAAUACGCACGUUUGUAUGCUGGAUGUGGAGAGACAUCUGAAUCAGAUCAGCACCUGGUCUCUUGAGGUGCCUCUUUUGCUACGUCUCCAGGUGUGAUAAGUGAGCCACGUGUCCCACAGAUCUGAAUCUCUCCAGUUGUGUGCGUUGAGCUACACGGAGAUCGUAAAUGGCUGGAUUCAAGUAUUAAUGUCAUUCUUCAAGUAUUAAAUCUUUUUCUUGUGUUAUUGGGAUCCCAGAAGAACAUUUUGGUUUUUUUUGUUUACCCUUCCCUCACAAUUUUGGAUUUGCUUUGCGUUACAUUUUUGGUCUAAAGUCUCUUGACCAUCAACCAUGGCCUUUGAAAGAAAAUUACUAUUUUUAAAAAUCCAGUUUGUGUUGUAGUUGCCAUAAAGCCAUUUUACAGUCGACCUCUCUAGUGCUUUGAUAAGUUGCCCCAUUUUGCCUGCAAUUCCAUUUUUGCAUCUAUCAAAGUUGCCACCCGUAUUUUAAAUCCCAUAUUGGGCUGAAGCGUGGCAUAAAUACAGCUGUCACAGCUAUGCCACAUCCUCCAUCUUUGUUGAAUGGAAACCAUUUGUGUGACUUAGGGCAGUUCUCCCUAAUAAUUUAUCCUUCAUUGAAGAGUGAUGUUGGAGGGGUAGGAUGGCCUAGAGGUGAAG